AUGUUGCGGACAGUUUACUUGACAAUUUUCCUUCUUGGAAAUUUCGUUAGCUGUCAAUUGGAUAACGAUAAUGUUAUGGAAAUUCAAAAUUCAAUGACUCGUGGGAGAUUUUUUCCGCUAUUCAGUGUUAUCCGUUUUGCAAAUACACAAUGCCUGGCUAGCAACAAUUUAAAUGGUACAUGUUUUACUAGAAGAGAAUGUCGUGAUUAUGGUGGAACACCAUCUGGUAGUUGUGCAAAUGGACAUGGCAUUUGUUGUGUUUUUCAAAAGACAUGUGGUUCUACAACAAAUGUAAAUAAUACAUAUUUUACAAACCCAGAAUAUCCGACUACUUAUGAAGGACAAGGACGAUGCACAAUAACGGUGCAACGCUGUAAUUCAAAUAUAUGUCAGUUACGCUUAGAUUUUUUGGAAUUCAGUCUUGCUUCACCAAAUGCCAGUGGAAUUUGUGACUAUGACGUUUUACUAGUUUCUGGAUCUGGAACUUCAGUACCUCGAAUUUGUGGAGAAAAUGCAAACCAACAUGUAUAUAUAAAUUUUAAUGGUGAUACACCCAUUACGAUAUCAGUAGAUACUAAUUCUCAAUAUACUACAGAUCGUCGUUGGAAUAUAAGAAUUCAACAAUUACCCUGUGAUGCUACAUAUAAAGCACCAAAUGGAUGUUUACAGUACUAUAAUAGCAUUUCCAAUAUUGUAACAAGUUUUAAUUAUGGUACAACACAGAAUCCAAGAGCACCAGAAAUUGGUACACGACAAAUUGCAAAUACAAAUUACGGUAUAUGUAUUAGAAUGGCACAAGGAUAUUGUUCUAUUGAGUGGUCUCAAACAAGUAUGAAUUCAUUUUCGGUUUCUGGAGAUACAGGUUCUUUUGACCCUACCAUAAUAGCAUAUUCUAAACCAUUUGUGUUGUAUGUUGUUACAAAUGGAGACGAAGAUGGUGAGAUUGAAAAUAAAGGGUUUUCAUUAAGAUAUCAACAAAUACCUUGUACAGUUUAAAUAAAGAAGUUCUUGUUCUAAAUAGAACAUACAUGGUAUAAUAUAAUAUUA
Molecule: messenger RNA, 1047 nt
Organism: Habropoda laboriosa
Lineage: Eukaryota; Metazoa; Arthropoda; Insecta; Hymenoptera; Apidae
Exons: 8
Coding region: 1-996 (331 amino acids)
Source: RefSeq, a predicted model, not a curated record